Thunnus maccoyii (southern bluefin tuna) is the source of this 1044-nucleotide messenger RNA. RefSeq lists its product as uncharacterized. The transcript has a single exon. Bases 136 to 795 code for a protein of 219 amino acids. Lineage: Eukaryota; Metazoa; Chordata; Actinopteri; Scombriformes; Scombridae. The record is from RefSeq and is a predicted model, not a curated record.
CCGCGCUGCAGUGGCUGUGAGAACACAUGAUUAGUGCACAGCUGGAAAGAAAAGCAGACCUGUAACACCUGAACGGACUGGGACCGGGGGGACGCAACAGACGCGCACUAACUUUCCAUACCUGGAGAUCCAGAAAUGAUGCCCCGUCUGCCGUGCGGCGGCAGGACGACGUGCGGGACCACUGGCACCUUUUUGUGGGCAUGUCUGGUCUCCGCUUGUCAAGCCCUCCGAAGCUGCGGGGGGGUCCAGUGCGGCGAUGGGCAACAGUGUUGCCCGCCCAUCGUCAACGGGAACGGCAAUGCCAGCUCCGCGGUGCAAUGCUGCAAGCUUCCCAUCCACAUCUUCUUCGACAACGUAAGCUGGUUUACGCGGAAGCUGUCGGGCAUCCUGAUCCUGUUGCUGCUCUUUGCCAUGGGCUACUUCAUCCAGCGGAUCAUCUGCCCGCGGCCCCGCCGGCACCCGCACCACGACCGCAGCGAGGAGCCCUCCCUCUUUCACGGGCACGCAUCGGCGUCCCAGGACUCCCUGCUGGACCGGUACCCAGAGCACAGGCUCGGUGGCUUCGCCUCUCCGAACCUGCCAGCCUACGACGAGGUCAAAUAUUUGCCCACGUAUGAGGAAAGCAUGCAGGAGAUGCACAGAGACCGGUCCGAUGACAACUUGCUGUCGGAAAACGAGAGGAGCUGUCAGGGCAGAGUGAGAGCAGCCGGACCGAGAGCUGGAGAGCAGAGACGGGAUGUCCUGGAGGUGUCAGGACAGCAGCACAGCCCAAGGACAUCUCGGAACUCUGUCUGACGGGAAACAGAUCUUUGGCAAUGCUACAGAGACAAUAUAGCAUUCUUAUUUUAAUAUCAUCAGGGUAAUUAUCUUGCAGAGAUAUAAACUCAAGUGCAAUUAUAAUCCUGAAUGUUAAGAAUAAAAGAGGAGGCUGAGAAAAUGUACGUGUUUUGCAAGAUUAUAGGGGAUUACUCGCCUUUUGUAUGCAAAUGACCGCUUGGGUUAAGUAAAGGAGAUUAGAAAAUAAACGAGGGCUGCUGAAAUUGA